AGGAGGGGAAAGGAGAGAGGACAAAAUAUUCAAAAACAAAGGACGCUUUUGGACGACAGAAAAAGUUCUCGUAAACAUUCAGCUCUUACAAGGAUGGGCAGUCUUCCAAUCGCCCUGCUCCUCUGCGGUUUCCACGUCCUCACAGCUGUAGCCCAAGCCCCGCAGGCUGGUAAUAAUGCCCUCUAUUCAAUGGUCACACGUUAUUUCAACAGACAUUAAGUUACAUGAUAUGUCUCUGUCUGUGAGUCAUGCCGUGGGUAGAGGUUGUUCCCAUGCUGGUUGUGUUGUUUCCCUGCUGGUAGAGGUGGAACUCCACAGAGGUGACUGGAAUGAAGAGGAGGCUUUGGUGUCUAUCUCUACCCUACCGCCUGACUGUAGGGAAGAAACGUACCCCUGCACCAGGAUGUACUCUGUCCACCGGCCCAUCAAGAGAUGCAUCCACUCCCUCUGCCUUUACAGCCUCCCUCGUGUCUAUGUGAUCAACAAGGAGAUAUGUGUUAGAACUGUCUGCCAACAGGAUGAGUACCUGAAGGCUGAGCUCUGCAGGGAGCGGUCCGGCUGGCCCAAACGCUUCCAGAGGUCAACCACCAAUAAGAAACGCUGUCGCAAUCGCCAUGGCAACCCCCAAACCUGGGAAAACAAGGCCUGAUGGGCCCAAGAUGGCGGAGAUGGAAGGAGGGGCGGAGGAAGAAGGGAGGAAGGAGAGAAGGAGUAGAAGGGAGGAAGGAGAGAAGGAGUAGGAGGGAGGAAGGAGAGAAGGAGUAGGAGGGAGGAAGGAGAGAAGGAGUAGGAGGGAGGAAGGAGAGAAGGAGUAGGAGGGAGGAAGGAGAGACAGAGUAGGAGGGAGGACACCCUUGGAGACAGAACACUGGGUUGUCUCCAUAAAAACAUCAUAAAUCCACCGCUCAACACCUGGUGCUAGCCAGCCACACACACACACAACCAGACACACACAAACAAACAACAUAUAUAUAACACAGUCCAUGUAACUCCAGUUAAGAACAGUCUGAGUCAUAUUUCUCAGUUCUGCUAUUAGCCCUGUGUUUUAAUAGAACUGUCUGUGAAUAUCAGGGGAGAAAUCACUCCCCACAGAUUGGACCUGUGUUUUAUUUGACACAGAUCAUGUUCUGUGCCGUUGCGGGCUGUAUAAUACUGUUCAGAUGGAACGCUGUUGAGUUCCUGUAGUUGUGUACUGUAGAGACAGUCUGAGAACAAUGUUAUCCACUCUGUCAUUACUGACACCUUAUUGUAAAGCACUCUAUCACAAUCCAAUACCAAAGCAGUGCAAUACUACAAAGCAGUGCAAUACUACCCAAUAAAAUGUCAUUCAUUGG
Molecule: messenger RNA, 1334 nt
Organism: Oncorhynchus kisutch (coho salmon)
Lineage: Eukaryota; Metazoa; Chordata; Actinopteri; Salmoniformes; Salmonidae
Product: microfibrillar-associated protein 5-like
Exons: 6
Coding region: 176-649 (157 amino acids)
Biological process (GO): embryonic eye morphogenesis
Cellular component (GO): microfibril
Source: RefSeq, a predicted model, not a curated record